Molecule: messenger RNA, 464 nt
Organism: Strongylus vulgaris
Lineage: Eukaryota; Metazoa; Nematoda; Chromadorea; Rhabditida; Strongylidae
Source: the annotation of a GenBank genome assembly
AUGGAUCGUGCUGCGCAAGAGUUGGCUAUGAAAAUGGCCAGUAUGAGAACAGAUCUUGGAACAUUCUUUUCAACUAUGAGAAAAAAAGAAAAUAUAUUCAAGGAUUGGAAACCCCCUACCGCAGCUAAAGAAGAGGUUAAACGCAAUGACUCGCUAUCCGGGAUUCCUCCCCGCAAAAAAAGCUCACUCAAGGAUGUACAACAAGAUUCUGGUGGCUCUUUAGAGCUACCAGCUCAUCUGGCCAGUCAACCUGCGGACAACGACAAUGUAUCCCUAAUUACGUUUGUCUUUUUGCAAAAUUUAAUUUUUCGCAGAGCACCCGAUGAUCCAAAACUUACUGCACCAGCAUGGGCCGAUUUUGAAACGGCUGCUCCAGAGCUCCCACCUAGUGAGAGUGGAUUUUUCAGCAACAAGGUAAUGUCAAUCGUUUUUCACCUUUUUUUUAUAACAAAGUCUUGUUGAUU